CGCCCCUCACGAUGGCUGCUCCGGGGCUGCGGAGGCGGCCGUGCCUCUGGCAGUUUCUGCUGGCGGUGGUGCUGGCCUUGAACUUGGCCGCUGUCCGAGCCCAGCAGACGCCGCGCACCCCAGAGCGGGGGCCCCCGGUGCGGCUCUUUACGGAGGAGGAGCUGGCCCGCUACGGCGGGGAGGAGGAAGACCAGCCCAUUUACCUGGCAGUGAAAGGAGUAGUAUUUGAUGUCACUUCUGGAAAGGAGUUCUAUGGGAGGGGAGCACCAUAUAAUGCCCUGGUUGGGAAAGACUCCACAAGAGGGGUGGCCAAGAUGUCUUUGGAUCCUGCAGACCUCACACAUGAUACUACUGGACUCACAGCAGAAGAACUGAAGUCCUUGGAUGAUGUCUUCACUAAUGUGUACAAAGCCAAAUAUCCUAUUGUUGGCUACACAGCACGUCGAAUCCUAAAUGAAGAUGGCAGCCCCAACUGGAACUUCAAGCCAGAAGACCAGCCCCAUUUUGAUAUUAAGGACGAGUUCUGACAGUCUGUAGAGCAGAUGCCCUUGGGGGAGAUGCCAAACACAGAGGGUAGGACACAGUCUUCUGCAUUAGCUGAGGAGUAAGUGAAGUAACUUCAUACUUCAGAAGUACUCGAAGUGGCCCAGUCUGGUAUCUCUGAAUCACUUUUUGAUAUGAAUAAAAUGAAUUUUUUACAUGGAA
This is a messenger RNA of Vombatus ursinus (common wombat), 705 nucleotides long. It is a transcript of the gene NENF, whose product is annotated as neudesin neurotrophic factor. Gene Ontology annotation, cellular component: membrane; endomembrane system. The transcript has 4 exons. The record is from RefSeq and is a predicted model, not a curated record. Bases 12 to 527 code for a protein of 171 amino acids. NCBI's taxonomy places the organism in Eukaryota, Metazoa, Chordata, Mammalia, Diprotodontia, Vombatidae.